UCUCAGUCAUUGUGCUGUUGUGAGUUUGAGUGUGCUGACUGCUGAGAGAGAGCACUAGAGGAGCGCUCAGGGCUUCAGCAAGCUUUAGUUUAGUCUCACUGUGCUUUCAGACGAGUUACUAUUUAAAACAGCCAGAGAGAGAAAGAGAGCAAAAGAUACACAGGAGAUAAACAGCCACAGGCGCUGGAUAAGAACACACACACAGUUUGAAAGUGAGACGUGUGGAAACACUCAUGCUCAUCUCCUAAAGCUGUGACCCCUUCAACAGGAGAGAUGUGAUCGUUCUGUGUCACACACACACAGACUUAACGAACAUAUACCACACCUGCUCUGUCCUCAGGUGCUGUUCUGAAGGACCGGAUUGCUGAACGAGGACUGCGCACAGUUAGGGGCGAACAUGGACUACCUCUCCGGGAUUGUACUGCUGCUGUUGGGGCUUUUUGGAGCUGGAGCUCAGCGGAGCAAGAACAACGUACCCCGACUGAAACUCUCGUAUAAAGAAAUGUUGGAGUCCAAUAAUUUGCUCACUUUCAACGGAUUGGCCAACAGCUCUGCCUAUCACACCUUUUUAUUGGAUGAAGAGAGGGGGCGGCUGUUCGUGGGGGCAAAAGACCAUGUCCUGUCCUUCAACUUGAUUGACAUCAACAUAGACCAACAACUGAUAUCCUGGCCUCCUUCACCUUCUCGACGAGAUGAAUGCAAGUGGGCUGGAAAAGACGUCCAGAAUGAGUGCUCUAACUUUAUAAAGGUUCUGCAGCCAUUUAAUCAGACACACUUGUAUGUGUGCGGGACGGGUGCGUUCCACCCCAUCUGUUCUUAUGUGGAAGUGGGCAGACGACCAGAGGACAACAUUUUUAGGUUGGGGUCGUCACACUUUGAGAACGGUCGUGGUAAAAGCCCCUACGACCCUAAACUGCUGACAGCUUCCCUACUGAUCGCAGAUGGGGAGCUGUACGCUGGGACGUCAGCUGACUUUAUGGGGCGGGACUUUGCCAUUUUCCGAACUUUAGGAAAGCACCAUCCAAUCAGAACAGAGCAGCACGACUCCAGGUGGCUCAACGAUCCUAGAUUUGUGAGUGUGCAUCUCAUCCCAGAGAGCGACAACCCAGAAGAUGACAAGAUCUAUCUUUUCUUCAGAGAGAACGCCAUCGAUGGGGAACAGAUCAGCAAAGCCACACACGCCAGAAUCGGACAGCUGUGUAAGAACGACUUUGGAGGCCACAGGAGUUUAGUGAACAAAUGGACCACCUUCCUGAAAGCCCGUUUAAUCUGUUCCGUUCCAGGCCUAAACGGCAUCGACACACACUUUGAUGAACUGCAGGAUGUUUUUCUCAUGAGCUCCAAGGAUCCUAAGAACCCCAUUAUCUAUGCUGUAUUUACAACAUCCAGUAACAUCUUUAAGGGUUCAGCGGUAUGUAUGUACAGUAUGGCAGAUAUCAGGAGGGUGUUUCUAGGCCCCUAUGCACACAGAGAUGGACCCAACUACCAAUGGGUACCGUUCUUGGGUAGAGUACCGUACCCAAGACCUGGCACGUGUCCAAGUAAAACGUUUGACGGGUUUGAAUCGACAAAGGACUUUCCUGAUGAUGUCAUCACAUUUGCCAGAAGCCACCCGGCCAUGUACAACCCAGUCUUUCCCAUCAACAACCGUCCAAUCAUAAUCAGAACUGAUGUUGACUAUCAGUUCACUCAGAUAGUGGUGGACAGAGUGGAGGCCGAGGACGGCCAGUAUGACGUCAUGUUUAUUGGCACUGACAUGGGCACGGUUCUUAAGGUGGUGUCGAUCCCCAGAGGAACAUGGCAUGACCUCGAGGAAGUCCUGCUGGAAGAGAUGACAGUGUUCAGAGAACCAACUGCUAUUACUGCCAUGGAACUCUCCACAAAGCAGCAACAGCUCUAUCUGGGAUCCGGCCUCGGAGUUUCUCAGAUGCCUCUGCACCGUUGUGACGUGUACGGGAAGGCUUGCGCGGAGUGCUGUCUGGCUCGUGAUCCGUACUGUGCUUGGGACGGCUCGCAAUGUUCCCGAUACUUCCCGACUGCUAAGAGGAGAACGAGGCGUCAGGACAUCAGGAACGGAGACCCUCUGACUCAAUGUUCGGAUGUACAGCAUAAUGAUGAUGCAGAUGGAGACAGAGGUCUCCUGGAUAAGACAGUAUAUGGAGUUGAGAACAGCAGCUCUUUUCUGGAGUGCAGUCCUAAAUCUCAGCGUGCUCUUAUUUACUGGCAGUUCCAGAGAUACGGAGAGGACCGCAAACUGGAGGUCAAGUCCGAUGAGCGGGUGUUGGGCACGGAACAGGGUCUGUUGAUCCGAACUCUCCAUCAGAAGGAUUCAGGUGUGUAUUAUUGCCACGCUGUUGAGCACGGCUUCAUCCAGACCCUCCUCCGCCUCACGCUCAACGUAAUUUCCACCGACCACCUGGAUGAUCUCCUGCACCGAGACGCUCCUGACAGCAAUGAGCCGACCAAUGGCAAGAUGUGGUACCGCGACUUCAUGUCCCUCAUCAACCCGCCCAGCCUCAACAGCGUCGACCAACUCUGCGAACAGGUUUGGAAGCGAGAACGCAAACAGCGCAGGAAGAAAGCCAAUCUACUGAAUGCCAGCCAAUCACACACCAGCCAGCUCCUCCACUCUGGCCAAUCAAACGCCAGUAAGUGGAAGCUGCUGCAGGAAAACAAGAAAGGGCGCAACCGCAGGACCCACGAGAUGCAGCGGGCACCCCGAAGCGUGUGACCACCCUCGUGCCAAACAGAAACAGAGGGGAGAGACUUCUACUGUUCCACAGAGUGAAACGCUGAGACUGGAAGUGUGUGUGAGAGAGAUAUUGACUUUCUAACCCGAGCACACACUCAUUAUCACCUAUGCAUUUUGACUCUGAGAGGAUCACAAGAUGCUAAGAGACCUGUAAAUAUGACAUAAUAUAAAAAUAUAGAGGUAAACAGGUUUCAGUCUGUUUUAUUGGAUGAGGGACAAAAAUAAACAUGGACGAUACUGAAAGAUAACUGUUUAACCUCUGUUUAGCUAAAGCACAAAGAACUUGUUAGUAAUAUUAUGUGUACAGAGUGUGUCAACCUUAACAAAUACUAUAUAUCUCUGUAUUGACAUUAAACGUUAGGCCCUUCUCUGUACGUAUCCAUUAAUUAAGGAAUUUAAGUGCUUCUUUUUCCCCCUCUUUCUGUCUUCCUCCUUGUGUUUUCUAUUUUCAUCCGCCCCAAAAGCAACACCUCAGCAGAUCCAUUAAAGGAACUCUGUUGUUCCUCUGAAUAAGCUCUUCCAGAAAUGAACUUUUUCUGCUAUUUUUUUAUUCAUAUUUAAUUUUUUACUGUGCCAGAGUAUAUCUAAAAUAUUACAUCAUAGAUUUAUUUUAAUAUUAGUUGUCCUCAUUUUAAACCACUGCAUCAUGAGGGUACUCAAACCCUCUUUUCUCCUCAGUUAAGUUAUUUGCUGACAUUAUUUCAUCUCUGUGUUCAAGUUUCCACGUUUAUAUGGUUGAAUAAUUUAAAUUCAGUGGCAUUUAUUUAAGGGGUACUGUCAUUAUGUUGUUGUUUUUUUCAUGUUUGAUACAUCUAUUAUGGCAUAUUGGUUUGCAGAACAUUUACAAAAGACCAGAUGGCAGGCAGAUGUUUUUUCAAAAGAUAAAAUCAGA
Molecule: messenger RNA, 3644 nt
Organism: Myxocyprinus asiaticus (Chinese sucker)
Lineage: Eukaryota; Metazoa; Chordata; Actinopteri; Cypriniformes; Catostomidae
Gene: sema3ab
Product: sema domain, immunoglobulin domain (Ig), short basic domain, secreted, (semaphorin) 3Ab
Exons: 17
Coding region: 398-2731 (777 amino acids)
Biological process (GO): motor neuron axon guidance; neural crest cell migration; positive regulation of neuron migration
Molecular function (GO): neuropilin binding; chemorepellent activity; semaphorin receptor binding
Source: RefSeq, a predicted model, not a curated record